Phialemonium atrogriseum is the source of this 1316-nucleotide messenger RNA. RefSeq lists its product as uncharacterized. The coding region runs from base 91 to 1227 and encodes 378 amino acids. Lineage: Eukaryota; Fungi; Ascomycota; Sordariomycetes; Cephalothecales; Cephalothecaceae. The record is from RefSeq and is a predicted model, not a curated record. The transcript has 2 exons.
CUGCCCGGACAGUGUCAAUAACAAUUGCCAAGCUUCUCUUACCCCAACGUCAUACAUAUCAAGGUCCAGAGCCAGUCUGUCAGCCCCGCCAUGGUCAUAUCAUCGGAUCCGCCAGCGGGCACGGCGUUGGAGCUAGGAGAGGAGGGAAAGGCCCUCCCGCACGACUCUUGGCUGACAAACGACGCGACUGCGACGGAAGGAGAUACGGAUGGGUCCAAGCCCGCUCCGCCCCUACAACUACCAGCCCAGGAUACAACUAGUGCAGCCCCCGCCGUCGCCCAGGGCACUCCUCCCACAGCACCGCCGCAGAAGACGGGGAAGGCAGACAAGGCGGCCAGGGAUGAUGGCGUCAGCCCGAUCGACUUCGACGGCUCUGUCGACAGCAAUAACGAGCUGCCGUCGGCAGCGACGCUGCGCAAGAUCGAGAACUACGUCGUGCUAGACCGAGAUGGGAAAUCGCAUCCGUUCAAGAGCCUGUACACGGGGAGGCACGUGGCGAGGCGCGUCCUGAUCAUCUUUGUACGGCACUUCUUCUGCGGUAACUGCCAAGAAUACCUCCGCGCCCUCUCCGCCUCCAUCACUCCGACGACCCUCCUCCAGCUGCCCGUGAGCACCUCCGUCGCGGUGAUCGGCUGCGGCGACCCGGGCCUGAUCGACAUGUACGCCUCGGCGACGGGGACCGCCUUCCCCGUGUACGCCGACCCCGAGCGCCGCCUGUACGCCGACCUCGGCAUGGUGCGCACCCUCGCCCUCGGCUCGCGGCCCGCAUACAUGCGCGGCAAGAGCCUGCUCCGCAGCUCCCUCGAGUCCGUGGCCCAGGGGCUCAGGCAGAUCCGCACGGGCCUCGUCGGCCGCGCCGGCGACCAGAGGCAGAUUGGCGGGGAGUUCCUGUUCGAGCCUGCGGCGGGGCUGUUGACGUCGCCGCCGGAGGGAGGGGAGGUGGGGGAGACGUGUCCCGUCGAGGAGAAGAGGGUCACGUGGUGUCACCGGAUGAAGACGACGCGCGACCACGCUGAGGUGCCUGAGCUGAUGGAGGUGCUGGGCCUUGAUAGCCCCGACGACGGCCAGGGUGGGGUGCCGCCGCCGGAGGGCCCCGCUGGGGAGGACGCGAGGCGCUGGUCUAAAGUGCUUGAGGAGCGAAAGGGCACGGGGGUGAGUAUGGCGGGCCAGAUGGCUGCGCUGAAGGCCGAGGCUGGCGUCGUGGCGCCGGCGCCGGCGGCGCUGUAGUUGGUCUGGGGCUUGGGGGGAAGAAUCUAGGGGUGCUUGGAAAUUGGCGUGUUGCGGUCGGGGCCAGGUGAGAGGAGGGCGUUGGGGUC